AUGAAACGAGACAUCUGCACUGGCAUAGUUGAUCAAAUCAGACAGAAAGCAAAAGGGUGGUCUACAAGACACCUCUCCCCGGCUGGGAAAAUGACACUCCUCAAAGCUGUCCUCUCAGCAAUGCCUAACCACUCCAUGUCCUGCUACAAAUUGCCUAAAUCCUUGUGUAAGAGAAUCCAAUCUGCGCUCAUCAGAUUCUGGUGGGAUUCAAAACCUGAUGAGAGAAAGAUUUCAUGGGUAGCAUGGUCAACAAUGACGAAAUCAAAACGAGAUGGAGGCUUAGGAUUUAGAGACAUCCAAUGUUUUAACGACGCCUUGCUAGCUAAGCUGAGCUGGAGGAUUAUGAAUUCACCUGAGUGUUUGCUAGCCAGAAUCAUGAAAGGAAAAUACUUCCCGUACCAAGACCUCCUCCAAGCUACCGCCCCAAACUCUUGCUCCCACGGUUGGCGGGGUAUUUUGAUAGGCAGAAACCUCCUUCGCGACCACUUAGGUUGGGCCAUUGGUGAUGGUGAAUCCGCAAGUGUGUGGAAAGACUUGUGGCUCUCAACCUCCGCGUGUGAAUGCCCUAUUGCCCCACCAACAAAAGACUCAGAAUUUAUCAAAGUCGCUGGGCUUUUCCUAUCAAGCGAAAGAGAAUGGGACGCUGGGAAGGUCCAAGCACUGCUCCCGCACCUGAAAGACAACAUUUUGAGCAUCAAACCUAGCAAAAAAGGGGGACCAGACAAAAGAAUCUGA
Messenger RNA from Brassica napus (rape), 735 nucleotides. RefSeq lists its product as uncharacterized. The record is from RefSeq and is a predicted model, not a curated record. NCBI's taxonomy places the organism in Eukaryota, Viridiplantae, Streptophyta, Magnoliopsida, Brassicales, Brassicaceae. The transcript has a single exon. Bases 1 to 735 code for a protein of 244 amino acids.